Molecule: messenger RNA, 1962 nt
Organism: Fonsecaea multimorphosa CBS 102226
Lineage: Eukaryota; Fungi; Ascomycota; Eurotiomycetes; Chaetothyriales; Herpotrichiellaceae
Product: hsp72-like protein
Exons: 1
Coding region: 1-1962 (653 amino acids)
Biological process (GO): protein refolding; vesicle-mediated transport; cellular response to unfolded protein
Cellular component (GO): cytoplasm; cytosol; plasma membrane
Molecular function (GO): heat shock protein binding; ATP binding; ATP-dependent protein folding chaperone
Source: RefSeq, a predicted model, not a curated record
AUGGCACCAGCCAUUGGUAUCGAUCUAGGUACGACCUACUCAUGCGUGGGUGUCUUCCGAGACGACCGCAUUGAGAUUAUCGCCAAUGACCAGGGCAACCGAACCACUCCCUCGUUCGUUGCUUUCACCGACACAGAGCGUCUGAUUGGUGAUGCCGCAAAGAACCAAGUCGCCAUGAACCCCCACAACACCGUCUUUGACGCCAAACGACUGAUUGGCCGGAAAUUCAGCGACCCUGAAGUCCAAGCCGACAUGAAACACUUCCCAUUCAAGGUCAUCGACAAGGGUGGCAAGCCAGUCAUCCAAGUGGAGUUCAAAGGAGAAGAGAAGCAGUUCACACCCGAAGAGAUCUCCUCAAUGGUCUUGACCAAGAUGAGAGAGACUGCGGAGUCAUACCUCGGUGGCACAGUCAACAACGCUGUCAUCACCGUCCCUGCAUACUUCAACGAUUCUCAGCGCCAAGCCACCAAGGAUGCUGGUUUGAUCGCCGGCCUCAACGUCCUCCGUAUCAUCAACGAACCCACCGCUGCCGCCAUUGCUUAUGGUCUCGACAAGAAGGCUGAGGGCGAGCGCAAUGUCCUCAUUUUCGACCUUGGUGGUGGUACUUUCGAUGUUUCUCUCCUCACCAUUGAAGAGGGUAUCUUCGAGGUCAAGUCCACUGCUGGUGACACUCACCUGGGUGGUGAGGACUUCGACAACCGUCUUGUCAACCACUUCGUGAAUGAGUUCAAACGCAAGCAUAAAAAAGAUUUAAGCUCCAACGCUCGGGCUUUGCGUCGUCUUCGAACCGCUUGCGAACGUGCCAAGCGCACCCUGUCCUCGUCCGCACAAACCUCGAUUGAGAUUGACUCUCUGUACGAAGGAAUCGACUUCUACACCUCCAUCACCCGUGCCCGAUUCGAAGAGCUUUGCCAAGAUCUCUUCCGAUCUACCAUGGAGCCUGUGGAGCGUGUCCUGCGUGAUGCCAAGAUCGACAAGUCGUCUGUCCACGAGAUCGUCUUGGUUGGUGGAUCCACCCGUAUCCCCAGAAUCCAGAAGCUUGUCUCCGACUUCUUCAACGGCAAGGAACCCAACAAAUCAAUUAACCCCGAUGAGGCUGUUGCCUAUGGUGCCGCAGUCCAAGCCGCCAUCUUGUCUGGUGAUACCUCAUCCAAGUCGACCAACGAAAUCUUGCUCUUGGAUGUCGCGCCACUGUCUCUCGGUAUCGAGACCGCUGGUGGUGUCAUGACUCCUCUUAUCAAGCGCAACACCACCAUCCCCACCAAGAAGUCCGAGACCUUCUCCACCUUCUCCGACAACCAGCCUGGUGUGUUGAUUCAAGUCUAUGAGGGUGAGCGUGCUCGCACUAAGGACAACAACCUGCUCGGCAAGUUCGAGCUUUCCGGCAUUCCUCCUGCUCCUCGUGGUGUUCCUCAGAUUGAGGUCACUUUCGAUCUUGAUGCCAAUGGAAUCAUGAACGUCUCUGCCGUGGAGAAGGGCACUGGCAAGUCCAACAAGAUUGUCAUCACCAACGACAAGGGCCGUCUUUCCAAGGAAGAGAUCGAACGCAUGCUUGCUGAGGCCGAAAAGUACAAGGCCGAAGACGAGGCUGAGGCUUCUCGCAUCAGCGCCAAGAACGGCCUUGAGUCGUACGCCUACUCUCUCAAGAACACCCUGGCCGACUCCAAGGUCGAUGAGAAACUCGACGCAUCUGACAAGGAGAAACUCAAGUCCGAAAUCGACAAGAUCAUCUCCUGGCUCGAUGAGAACCAAACCGCCACCAAGGAAGAGUACGAAUCUCAACAGAAGGAGCUUGAGGGCGUUGCCAAUCCCAUCAUGAUGAAGUUCUACGGCGCUGGUGGUGAAGGUGGUAUGCCCGGUGGAAUGCCCGGUGGUGGUAUGCCUGGCGGCCCUGGCGGAUUCCCUGGCGCUGGCGGUGCUGGCCACGGCGAUGAUGGCCCAACUGUCGAGGAGGUUGACUAA